AAGUCGGUCAAGAUUGUUGUGAUAGAAGGCGCAUUUGACACCAAUUUAGCCGCUUUUGUAUUGUAUUGUGCUACGUUACACACUUUUGCAUAUAUGCUUUUGAUAUCUUGAAUAUCCGUGUCUUUUGGAGGCCGAUGACUGUUGCUAUCUAUUGCCUGACAAACCCGUGGAUGGAGUUUUUAUUCCCUGUCCUUGAACUUUUGGACAUUGGCAGAUUGCUGUGUGGACACCAGCAUGAAGCCGGCACAGCUAACAAUACUGAUUGGCCAUCGAUCACAUACGCAUGACCCAAUUCGAGUAAUUCUUUAGUUUAAACAAUUGCAGUUUAUUGCACAUCUUUAAGGCGAGUUAAAGGACGAGAGUGUGUAAUGCCUUGUGGGCGGCCAGUUUAUUCUGCCGAGCAUGGAUCAAGUGUUACUGGAUGAUAGGAUCGGACAGAGGACUUUUCUAUCACAGCCUCACCUGACUCGGUGCAGCUGGCUACACUAGCAGGAUGGCUACAGAGUAUUGUCGCAGGAUGCUGCGAAUCUGCAUAGCUCAGCUGUGUCAGAAUCUAGGAUGGAAUGCUACGCAGUCGUCUCCCCUUGAAUUGCUCACUGAUGUCCUAGAGCGCUACCUUAUAGACUUAGGCAAGAUAUCUCACCGCUACUCGGAGCAGUUUGGGAGAACUGAGCCAAACCUGGAUGACUUGGCCUUGACCUUCCGCCACUAUGGUAUUCAACUUGGAGAACUUGAAGACUACAUCCGCCACGUUGAGCCAGUGGCAUUUGCACGAGAAGUGGUGUCUUUUCCUGCCCGGAAACGUAAUAACCUCGGAUUCCCUAAUCCACGAAGUCGGGAGUUACUUCAACAUCGAGAAGAGCAUGUACAUGAUCACCUCCCUUAUAUGUACCCAGGCAUGGAGGAUGAGGUUGAAGAGGAGCCCUCCCUGCCUACCCCCUGCCAGCUACCUCAGGAAUCUGUGUCCCCACUGGCAGUCAGCCCCACCCCAACAGAUAAGCGUCCCUUGUCCAACUCAGCUGAGGGACCCCCACCAAAGAGACCCAGACUGACGAAUCUGCCGGAAGAGGCUGGCCACUCCCAGUACGAGAUGAAGAUUGUCCUGAUGACCCAAGCGGGUGUGCUCACACCAACAAGGCAGGGCAAACUGCCCGAUGCUCGCACACCACCCACAUUCAGGCAAGCGCUGCAGUUCAAGGAGGACAAGGAGAAGGGACGAGAAAACAAGGACCAGCUUCCUAAACUUGCAGACAAACGAGAUGGCAAGGAUGGUGGUGCAGAUCACCUCGACAAGUCCAUCAACUGCAUGGAGAAAGUGGCACCCAAAAAGAAGAUGCUGAAGCAGUAUAAACAAAUGGCAGCGGAUGAUGCCACCUCGGGUAUGCCGCGGUCGCCCAAGGUGGGGAAACUGGCCCGGCCACCCAAACAGGUAUCCCCUCUUGUGACCAAGAACACCAAACCCAAGAACAAGAUGAAAUCCAAGGACAAGAACAUGAAGAAAAGUGACAAUAGUGUGGCACCAAGUGGGGGUGGGGGGAUUCAAGGGGAAAGUUGUCUCAAGGACUUGCUUCUCUCAUCGAAAUUAGACUUGCACAAAGGAGAGAAAGCCAGACUUAGUUCACCCAAACUUUCAUCCCCCCAAAACCAAAUCAGAUUCUAAACACAACACAAAGACAAGAAAGCCAAAGUUGUUGAUAAGCCUCUGAGGGUAGAUCCGGAAGCCCAGUUCAAACAACAGCCAGUCUCUGCAGAAGGAGCCCAGUCCCGGCCAGAAACUGCUUCCACAUCACGGCUUGUGCCCACCCUAGAGGAGGAGUUGUCCAGCAACUCCCGUGACGACUCUCCUCAGCGGCUGGUGAUUGCAGAGGGGGAUGUGCGGGUAAAGAACACUAAAGAAGCUCGGCUGGCCCGACUGGCUCUCAUUGAUGAUAGUAUUGAAAGUGUUAUUCGUGACUCACAAGCCCACAAGGACAAAACUGAUACCUUUACCUUCAGUGAGGAGGUGUCAGUGGAUAUGUCACCCAAAAUUGUUAAAGGUAAAAAGAAGGACAAAGUGAAAUCAGGUAAAGAUUCUGAUAAACAGAAAAAGAAAGAAAAGAAAGAGAAAUCAGACUCUCAGUCGAUUGACGAAAGUAUUGACUCAGUGAUACGACAGUCUUCAGAGGAAGUGGAAUUGGUGCCUAGUGUCAGUACUAGUGUUGAGGAGGUGGUGAAGCGUGUGGUGGAGGAGUUACCUCCUUUGGUUAGGGACAUACCGCCACCGGUCUUGAUACAAGAACAAAGCAACAAGAAAGUGAAAGAAAAAGCAGAAAAGAAACCCAAGAAAAAGGGUGGGAAAAAAGAUAAAUUAGGUUCUGCAAAAGAUAAACUUAAGGACAAAUUGAAAGUGAAAACAGAGAAACUAGAUUUGUUCCAGCCUGACAAAAAACCCUCAGUACUAGACAAGUUUUCUGCCAAAGAGUACAGUGUGUAUGACUUUCCAGAAAGCCCUCCAUCUUUGUUACCCCCUCAACCCAAGAAAGCCACUCCUAAAUCUGGCACCUCCCCUAAACGAGCCCAGCAUCCUCCAGCUGCAACUCCACCCACACCAGUCUCACUCCCUCCUGCUCCUCCUCCUCCUCCCCCUGCCCCACCAGUAGUACCCCCUCCCGCUCCUCCUGCACCCCGAGAGGAGCCCCAUCCGCCACCAGAUGAUGAUCAGCCGCCACUCAUGACUCUCAAGAUUGAUCUCAAACACAAGCAAAAGGACAAGGAGAAGUCCAAGGUAACCAAGGAUAAGGAUCACAAGAAGGAGAAAAAGGAAAAGAAGAAAGACAAGGAGAAGAAGAAGAAGAACAAAGAUAAAGACAAGGAGAAGUCCCGUGACAAGAGGAAGGAGGACCGCCACAAGGAGGACAAGGAGGCGUCGGGCAGUGUUCCUUCUGGAGGUCCAGUGGCCCCAAUCAAGCUGAACAUCAAGUUUGGGGGCCUGUCAGCUGCAACAAGCACCGUUGUCACAGAAACCAAGAUAACCUCUCCAAAGACAGAGACUGUCCUCGCUUCUCCCAAGACGCCUCGGCCUGAGCCGCUGUUGUCACCCAAACGGGAUAUUCCCAGACUAGUUAUCAAGCCAAUUCGCCGUGAGUCUUUGGAAGCCAAGGCCAAGCUGGGAGCAGCAUCACGAUCACCAGCUAUUAUGUCUCCAGCUAAGCCUCCAACUCCUCCCCCACAGGCACCUCCCAAAGCCCCAUCCCCACCACCACCCUUACCACCUCCUCCAAAGAUCAAAAGUCCCCCACAAUCUCCAUCACCACCCCCGAAACCCAAAACCCCGCCUCCCAAGUCUCCAACUCUCCCUCCACCCCCACCCUCUCCCUCCACCUCCCCAAGUCCACAAAUCACCCACUCCCCUUUGCCCUCACCAUCCCCUCCCCCUCGGUCUCCCACACCCGAGAAACUUCUCACACCAUCGCCAGAGCCAAAGUUACGAUCUCCUUUGAGUUCUCCUGUUUGCAAAUCUCCAACUCCAUUAUCCUGUUCCCCAUCACCUAAGUCCCCUCCAGCCCAUCAGCAGUUCCCAUUACCUCCAAGGACCCCAUCCCCAUCACAUGUUCAUUCAGUGAAAUCAUCCCCCCAACACUCCCCCUCCUCCCCCCAUCUACAGAUGGAUAUUGACUCCGAGUCGGAGAAGGAUCCAGAACCUGAGCCCAAACCCAAACCAGCUAAAUCAUCCCCCAAAGUGAAAGCAGAAACAAAACCUUCACCAAAGGGGAAGCGUGGUCGCAAGCCCAAGGAGGAGAACGCAGGGGACACAAGAGCAGCAGCAAAAUCCAGGACCAAGUCUGUCCCAUCUGUGACGUCAGAGACCGUCAGCGAAACUCCUAUCACAGGACCCAUUGUUCAGAGGACUGUGGUAGCUGAAACUGUUGGAUCAUUUAUUGAUGCUGAUGGCAACAAGGUGUGGAUCUGCCCUUCAUGUAAGAUGCAGGACGAUGGGAGCCCAAUGAUCGGCUGUGACACGUGUGAUGAUUGGUACCAUUGGACAUGCAUGAACAUCACCGAGGAACCCAAGGAGGAUGAGUGGUACUGUCCUCGCUGUCAGGAAAUCAGAGCCAGAGCUCCAAAGGGGGGGAAACCCAAGGAUGGAAAACCCAAAGGCAAAAAGAGGGGACGCAAGAAAAAAACCUAAGGCAGCUUCUAGUAACAUGGACUCAAUGUUGCUUGUUAUCAGAUAAUUAUUGUGUAUAUAUUUUAUUUGCUCAACUGUGGUCUGUACAGUAGCUUUGUAAAGCUUUGAUGAUAAAUUGUCAAAGUGCU
Messenger RNA from Haliotis rubra (blacklip abalone), 4296 nucleotides. Its product is annotated as transcription initiation factor TFIID subunit 3-like. Gene Ontology annotation, molecular function: protein heterodimerization activity. Lineage: Eukaryota; Metazoa; Mollusca; Gastropoda; Lepetellida; Haliotidae. The record is from RefSeq and is a predicted model, not a curated record. Gene Ontology annotation, cellular component: transcription factor TFIID complex.